UUAAAAGAUGGCUAGAAAUGCAGAAAAAGCAAAAGCAAUGCUUUCAAGAUGGUACAGAUUGAAAAGGGAUAUACGUAAUACUACAGAUGGAAAAUAUAAGUCAAUUCCAAAAGUGUCAGAAUGUGUUAAUCUUUAAGAAUGUGAAUUAGAAAGAUAGGAAGUCUUAAAAGUAGUAUCAAAAUUGGUGUCAGAUAUUUAAAAUGCAGGUUUAGGAGAACAUAGAAUAAGAGAAUUAAAUGAUGAAAUUAAUAAAGUGAUAUAAGAAUUAAGAUAAUGGGAAGAUAGAAUUAAAGAAUUAGGAGGACCUGAUUAUAGAAGAUUAAGUGCUAAGAUAUAUGAUACUCAAGGAAUUGAAUUAAUAGGCAAAGAAGGAUAUAGAUAUUUUGGAGCUGCAAAAGAUUUACCUGGAGUUCGUGAACUAUUUUUCUCAGAACCACCUGCAGAACCUAAAAAAUCAAGAACUGAACUUUAUAAGGUAUUCUUUUUCAUUUUAAACAUUUUUUAGAAUAUUUCAUAUAAUUAUUAUGGAAGUUAGAAUUAAGAAUUAUUAGAAAUUCUCGAAGAAGAAAGAGAAUUAGAAAGGAAAGCUUAAGAAUAAGAGUUAUAAAGAUUUAUUCAAGAUAAUCAAGAAUUAGUUAAAGAUUUCAAUACCAAAGAAGAAAUUAUGCAUUUUAUCAAAUUUGAAAUUGAUAAAAGAGAUGAUGUAUUAAAGAGAAUGGAAGAAGAAAAAUGUAAUAUUACUAUUUUCUAAUUAAUUUAGAAUAACAUUCAGAUUCUGAAGAAUAUGAAUAAGAUUAAUUAGAACAAAGAAAAUAGGAAUUGAUAAAAUAAUAUUAUGCACCUGAAAAAAUUCAUUCAUAAUAUGUUACUACAGUUGAAAAAGAUGCUGAUCUUGAGUCUUUUAUUAGAGGUAAUAUGAUAAAAUGA
Paramecium sonneborni is the source of this 927-nucleotide messenger RNA. The record is from the annotation of a GenBank genome assembly. Lineage: Eukaryota; Ciliophora; Oligohymenophorea; Peniculida; Parameciidae.